This is a messenger RNA of Panicum virgatum (switchgrass), 1345 nucleotides long. RefSeq lists its product as uncharacterized. The transcript is spliced from 2 exons. NCBI's taxonomy places the organism in Eukaryota, Viridiplantae, Streptophyta, Magnoliopsida, Poales, Poaceae. The coding region runs from base 415 to 1092 and encodes 225 amino acids. The record is from RefSeq and is a predicted model, not a curated record.
CAAAUAGAUUUUAUUUAAACCAUAUGCAUGUAAAAUUCUUUUCUCGGAAAAACAUAUAUACUAAAAAGAGGGAAAACCAAACAGGGCCACUACCCACACCAGAAUGUGACACGCCCUUGACUGAACUCCACAAGACCACAACCUUGUUCUUUCUUGUUCAUUCGCUGAAGCAAUCUGGUUAUUCUCCUGAUAAGAAAUAGCAGAGUUGUUGCAUGCUCUGGAUCAUUUGGGGAUCAGCACUUGAUUUUGCUGAUUUUGUUUGGUUUAGCUGACACCUGGGUGACUGAGACCCUGUUCAUCUGUUCUUGUCCACUUCACUUCUAUAGGAUCGAUUCAAUCAGUCAUCUUGCUACCCUGCACAGAUUGGAUUGGGUUGGGCUGGGAUUGGACUAGAGGAUUGGGUUCUUGACUGCAAUGCUGAAGAGGACGGCAUCAGGAGGAGCUGCUGCGGCAAUGGGGUGUGGUGACCCCGUAUCGCCCUCACCUCCCACCACCAAGGUCGCCGAGGGCGGCAGGCCGGCCUCUCUGCUGCUCUCCACAAGGUCGCUCCCGGGCCUCUUCUCCGCGGACGCCCCCAUGAGCCCCACCUCCAUGCCUGAGCAGUCCAAGAACCUGACUUGCUCUGGCGCGAGGAACGGCGGCAUCGGCAGGUGCGGUUCCUCCCACUGCGGCGGCAUCGGCAGCGCGGCCACCGGCCUCGCCAGUGUGCUCGUCGCCGGCGAGGCCGACGACGGGGCCUACCGCAACAGCGGGAGGGUGCUCCUCGGGAUGCGGCUCAGGGUGCAGCUGUCGCCGCCGCCCGGUAAGGGGCCCCGCGGCGGCGACCUCCCGGGCUCGCCGAUCGAGUUCGGCAUCAAGAACAGGGAUGCCCAGCUCGCGCUGCUCUCGCCGGUGCAGCGCUCGCCGCUGUCGUCGGCGGCGGCGAGGCUGGCGCGGAGGAGCGAGGUGGAGGAGCUGGCCGAGGAGGACUACACCUGCGUCAUCGCCCGGGGGGCCAACCCCAGGAUGACCCACAUAUUCGAGGACCGCGUCGUCGAGAGCCGCGCCGGCGCCGGAGAUGGCGGUGGUGGCGAUGCCUGGGCGCAGAGGUGAGGGAGGAGUCUGCAGCAGCCAAUACCACUAUGAAGAGGUGCAGCAGCCAAUACACAGUCUGCAUCGGUGAAACUGAAGCCCUGAAUUUUAGCAGAGCCUAUAUGCUGAUUGUUGAGUGACAAAUUAUUACUCUCAUCGUGAGAAAUUUUGAUCCAAAAGGACGUACGAUCUGUUCCUGUGCAGACCAAUAUUAUCCAUUUCUGUUUGCAGUUUUUUUGUUCGGUAAUCAUGAGAAAUGUUGAGCAGUUUCUCC